AUGCGCGCCUGCGUAUGGAAAAAGGCGACGAGUUUCACCCAUGAGAGAAACCCGAGAAACCCAAUAACGCUCAGGAAUCGGGAUUAUUUCACAUUUCUGCACAACCGAUGAGUAAAUGUUCAUACUUCCGGAUCUCCAAUGGAGGAUCACAUGCAGUGCACGAUCUGCUUGGACCAGUUUAAAUUCCCAGUGACCAUCCCAUGCGGUCACACCUUCUGCAAGACAUGCAUUUCCAAAUUCUGGGAUGGUCGAGAAAAAGACUUCCAAUGCCCCGUUUGCAAAGAAUGCUACGAGACGAGGCCUCAGCUCAACCGUAAUGUGUCCAUGUCAGUGUUAACAGAAGUGGCCUGCACAGUUAGUCCAGUGAAGAGUGAUGUUUGCAGGGGGGCCGCCUUCCAAACGGAGCCCGAACAGAUCUGUGAGCGGCACCAGAAACCUCUGGUCAUUUACUGCAGGAACGACGGCAUGUGUGUCUGCUACGAGUGCUCGCUAAAUGAAUGCAAAGGCCACGAUAAGAUCUUGGUGGAAACAGAACAGAGGAAUAGAGAGGCAGGAUUAAAGAAAAAGAGUGCGGAAAUCAAGAAACACCAGGAAGCCACUGAGCAAAACCGCCUGGAGCUGAUGGAGAACCUGGAGAAAGAGAAGGUGUCUCUUCAACAAACGUCUCAGUGGGUGAACAGUAAGUUCUCUCAGCUGAUAAAGGUGUUGGCAGAGAAACAGGAAGUGACGCAGUUGUUUCUGGAGCAGCAGCAGGAACUGACAGUGUUGCAGGCUGAGGAAAGCCUGUCUGUGCUGGAGGAGAGAACGACACGGCUCUCAGCCCUGCAGGAGGAGAUCGACAGCCUGUGUUUACUGCCUCCCUGCCAGCUCAUCAAGGACUCAAGGUUCAUGGAGGUUCCUCGGUUCGCUGAAGUUCCUGUGGAUGUUCAUGCGGGCGUGCAGGAGAAGCUGGCGCCGGUCACUGAUGUCCUGUCCCGAGUGUCCAAACUGGUGUGUGAGGAUCUGGAGAGAGCCGUACAGCUGUCUACGGGACACCAGAAAGACAACUCUCCUCAAGACAAGCGUCCAGUCCUGGCUGUGGUUCCCAGUCCUGCAACGCCCUCAUAUCCCGCAGAGAGAGAAGGACUGAACGCAUACCACUGCGCCCUGACCUUUGACCCCCGCACAGCCAACGCUCACCUGCGCCUCUCCCAGAGCAACAGGAGGGCGGAGCAUCUGGUCUCAGGACCCCGCCCUGUCCCAGCCGACGAGUCCCGCUUCGACCACACCUGGCAGGUGUUGUGUUUCCAAGGCUUCACCAGCGGUCAGCAUUACUGGGAGCUGGAGGUCUCCAAACCGUGGGCGUACAUAGGCGUGACGUAUCCCAACAUCCCGCGCAAGCAGAAGGGCAAGCGCUGUAUGGUGGGCAUGAACGAUCUGUCCUGGAGCCUGCAGCUGGAUGAGCGGCAGAUGAGCGCCUGGCACGCUGGAUGCAAAGAAACGGUGGCGGGACAGCUGGAUAACACACAUCCACUGCGCAUCGGCCUGCUGCUGGAUUAUGAGGCAGGAACGCUGACGUAUUACGGCGAGGGACAGGUCCGACUGCACGCUUUCCACUGCGUCUUUAAUCAGGCGCUGUUUCCGGCCUGCUGGAUUGGGGAGGGGGUCACUGUAACGCUCUGUGAACCGCGACCAUGAUGCUGUUAAUCACUACGUUUACAGAGACACUGGAGCGUUUUAAAGCCGUGAUUCAUCAGCGGAUCCCUCGUAUGUCAGCUUAUAAACAAACCAGCUGAUCAGCGUGACUUUGAAAUGCUUCAGAGUCGCUGUAUCUUUGUUACACUGAGUAAACAGCAGUGUGUUGAACUGAUGACCCUUACGGUCAAUCACAGUCAUUUCUGUUGAGCAUGUGAACACAAUAGCCAAUCAGAGCUGUUUAAGAACACGCUCAACAGCGCUCAAAUGUUAACAGGAAAUGAACGUUAUUAAAAUUUAAGUAUUGAUUAG
Molecule: messenger RNA, 1986 nt
Organism: Danio rerio (zebrafish)
Lineage: Eukaryota; Metazoa; Chordata; Actinopteri; Cypriniformes; Danionidae
Source: RefSeq, a predicted model, not a curated record